Messenger RNA from Daldinia vernicosa, 608 nucleotides. RefSeq lists its product as uncharacterized. The transcript is spliced from 2 exons. Bases 11 to 349 code for a protein of 112 amino acids. The record is from RefSeq and is a predicted model, not a curated record. Lineage: Eukaryota; Fungi; Ascomycota; Sordariomycetes; Xylariales; Hypoxylaceae.
UCAGAUACAUAUGGCUACGCAAAAUACAAGCAUAGCCGAAGGUCGCCAAGAGGAGAAGAUCAACAUCGUGUGCGGGGAGCCGACUGAUGGGGCCGAGAACGGCGAGGAGAACCGUCGCGACUCUCGUAGCUUUCCACCAGAGGAGGAAACCUGGAUCCAGAAGAACAAGAAGGCCAAGCGUCUCGGCGAAUGGCGCCAGACGUAUCACACCGCCUAUGCCGUUCGUGACGCUACUCACAUCUACAAGCUGUCACGAGAUUCGCCACACAGCGCUGCGUACGCAUCUCUUACGGACCGCCAAGAGCGCAUUGACUUUCUCAAACGACACGGCAUUGCUCAGCGCCGCUGAGGUGCUUGGCUGUUGGGGGAUAAUACAAGUAUCAUAACUCCUGUACUUUCGACUCGAGUAUGUAUUCGUAAUAGGACCGCUAUACGAAGCAAAUGUGUUCAGUAACUCCGAAGCACAAACUACCUAGCUACGGAGGAACCCCCGCUCAUUCGAGAACCGACCAAGGAUCCGGACAUACUCUUCAAGAAAGACUCGUUGUGUCAGCCAAUUAGGUUUUAUAUAACCUUGAGGGGUUUGCUCUGUGGCUCGUUCAUACACC